AUGUCUGGUAUCCUCUGCGACAAAAGUAUACCAUCGAAGGUGAAAGGCAGGAUCCACAUGUUGGUAAUCCAACCAGCGAUGCUAUUUGGUAUGGAAACGGUACCCCUGAGUACCCGUAACACCAAGAGACUUUUAGUGGCAGAAAUAAAAAUGUGCAGAUGGGCAUGUGGCCACACAUUGAAAGAUCACGUGAGGAACGAAGUGAUUCGAGAAAAAUUGGGAAUCACGCACAUUACGGAACAGUUCAGGAAAGCCCGACUAAGGUGGUUUGGUCAUGUGAAAAGAAGAGACGAGGAGUAUGCUGGUUGCAGAGUGCUAGAGAUGGCACCACCAGCAAGAAGACGAAAAGGAAGGCCGAAAUUGAGAUGGAUGGACUGCCUGAGAAAAGACCUGGAAGAGAUAGAAGUAACAGAGGAAGACGCAUGGGCCGGGAAACCUGGAGGAAGAGGAUAG
Molecule: messenger RNA, 453 nt
Organism: Penaeus vannamei (Pacific white shrimp)
Lineage: Eukaryota; Metazoa; Arthropoda; Malacostraca; Decapoda; Penaeidae
Source: RefSeq, a predicted model, not a curated record